AUGGCUUCUAAUGCUUCUAUGAGUGGUACUAUGAGAGGUACUCCCACUCGUGGGCAGACCCGCGGAACAGUACCCGCGUUCACCAACAGUCCUGCCUCCAACAUCCCUCGUCCAGCUUUGGAAUCCCAUACCAGCAGUGCUGCUACACCCCCGAGUGAAGCCGGAGGAUCUACGAUGAGCGCCAGCAGACAGAAGCAAACCAAAAGAGAUGAGGCCAUCCGAAAGAAAAUAGAGACGGACCUGAGCAAGAAGAAGCACGCCACUGGUCGAGCGCGACAGACAAGAAAGGCUCCCCCAGGAACGGUUCUCGCCCUAAGGCCUAGCCAGGCUCUCCAAAUCAAGCCCAAUACAACGGUUGCGGAGGCUGCACAACUGAUGGCAGCAAAGAGGGAGGACUGCGUACUAGUUACCGAUGACGAUGACCGUAUUGCUGGUAUAUUUACUGCUAAAGAUCUUGCUUUUCGAGUAGUUGGAGCAGGAAUCAAGGCCAGCAGUGUCAUGAUCUCAGAAAUCAUGACCAAGAAUCCUUUGUGCGCCAGGACAGAUACAAGUGCAACCGAUGCAUUAGACUUGAUGGUCAGGAAGGGGUUUCGGCAUUUGCCAGUCAUGGACGAGAACCAAGAUAUCUCGGGUAUUCUUGAUAUCACCAAAUGCUUUUACGAUGCUAUGGAAAAGCUGGAAAGGGCUUAUAGUUCUUCAAGGAAGCUCUACGACGCUUUAGAGGGUGUUCAAUCAGAACUGGGAUCGAGUCAGCCGCAGCAGAUCAUCCAGUACGUCGAGGCUCUACGAUCCAAGAUGUCUGGGCCUACUUUGGAAUCUGUUCUGGACGGAAAACCACCAGUCACUGUCACUGUACGGACCUCCGUGAAGGAGGCCGCUGCUAUGAUGAAAGAGCACCACACAACUGCUCUUCUUGUCCAGGAUCAAGGAUCCAUUACGGGUAUCUUUACCAGUAAAGAUGUUGUCUUGCGUGUCAUUGCUCCCGGAUUAGAUCCCGCAAAUUGCAGUGUUGUUCGUGUUAUGACCCCACACCCAGACUUUGCCCCUAUGGAUAUGAGCAUUCAGUCAGCACUGCGAAAGAUGCAUGAUGGUCAUUACUUGAACCUUCCUGUGAUGAACGAGGGGGGGGAGAUUGUGGGAAUGGUGGAUGUUCUCAAACUAACGUAUGCCACUUUGGAGCAAAUUAACACCAUGUCAACAGGUGACAGUGAAGGCCCCGCGUGGAACAAGUUUUGGCUGUCCCUGGACAACGAAACGGAGUCAAUGAUAUCUGGGGAAGGUAGUCACCACCAUACGACUCACAGGUCGAUGAUGUCGCCCGACAUGUCCCGAGGUCAUGAACGGAUACUCGAUGCAAGUGUUGCUCCAGGUGACUCUGCAUCACAUGUAGGAGGUGAUUCUCCGCAGCACUCGGUAGUGAGCCGACCAGCGGACAUCCCGUCAGAGGAAAUUCCGUUCCCAUUCAAAUUUAAGGCUCCCAGUGGCCGAGUGCAUAGACUGCAGGUCAUUGCGAAGCACGGUAUGGCGGAGCUGAUCACUGCUGUCAUCGCGAAGCUCGGAUCUGAGAUUGAUGCUGUUGGAGGCGCUGCAACCUUUGAAGACGGCAAGCUGGGUAGCUCUGGCUUUGCUCUCAGCUAUUUGGACGAUGAGGGUGAUACCGUGUCUAUCACCACGGACCAAGAUCUCUUAGAAGCUAUUGUAAUCGCAAGACAGGGGCACCGAGAGAAGGUCGACCUGUUCGUCCACGAUCCUGAAAAGCCACCGAUCUCCGCUACUCUCGACCCCCAGCCCGUCAUCUCCCAAGCACCAACGCCACCAACUGUAUCUACCAUCCGGGAGAGAAGAAGAGUUAUAUCUGAUGAGGAUGAUGAGAGCGAAGAGGAAGCGCCCAUUAGGUCGAAAUCAAGAAAGACUGCCCCCAAACCGUCACCGGAAGAGCAAGUGAUUGCUGGUGUUCCGAACGAGUUGUUAUUGCCCGGCGCGAUUGUGACCCUUGCUGUUGUCAUUGUUGGCGUUUUUGCUUUGACUCGUGCUACGAGCCGAUAA
Lachnellula hyalina is the source of this 2046-nucleotide messenger RNA. It is a transcript of the gene mug70, whose product is annotated as Meiotically up-regulated protein. Lineage: Eukaryota; Fungi; Ascomycota; Leotiomycetes; Helotiales; Lachnaceae. The coding region runs from base 1 to 2046 and encodes 681 amino acids. The transcript is spliced from 3 exons. The record is from RefSeq and is a predicted model, not a curated record. Gene Ontology annotation, molecular function: protein binding.